AUGGCGCCCAAAAGAAGAAUCAUCAUCGAUACCGAUCCAGGCGGCGACGACACCCUCGCCCUCCUCCUAGCCCUCUCCUCCUCCCCCGAGGAUCUAGAAAUCGUCCUGAUCAGCGUGACAUACGGCAACGUGACGCUCGCGAGCUGCGGGCGCAACGUGAUGGGUCUUUUCAAGGUCCUCGACGCCGAGCUGAGCUGGCGCAGGGCAAGCGGUAGACCCCUCGGCUUCGAGGGUCUGCGGGCGUACAGGCCCAUUGUUGCCCUGGGGCCUGAACAUGCCCUCGAGGAUGAGAUUUUGGUGGUUGAUAAUUUUCAUGGUUCGGAUGGAUUGCAUGGUGUUCAUGAAGCUCAUCCUCACCUAUCUCCUGAAGAGACUUGGAAUGCCAUAUUCAAACAUGAUGGCGAAAGCGUCACAGACCCUCCUUCUUAUCACCAGUACUUUACACCCUCCAAGACGCCAGCGCACAAAGAGAUUCUAAGAAUCUUGAAAGAGGAGCCGGCGGACACAAUCUCUAUAUGUGCCGUGGGACCACUGACAAACCUGGCGCUGGCUGCGUCCGAGGACCCGGAGACCUUCCUCAGAGUCAAAGAGAUUGCCAUCAUGGGAGGAGCAGUCGAUGUCCCGGGGAACGUCACACCCGUAGCUGAAUUCAACACAUUUGCGGAUGCUGUUGCCACCGCGCGGGUGUUUGCCUUGACAUCUCCCACCCCUGCCUCGACUAUGCCCCCGAUACCUGCCGGUAAGUCUACCCUACCGCCGUACCCGGAGAAAUUGUCAAGGCAGCUCAAGAUAAGCCUGUUCCCUCUCGACAUUACGACACCCCAUCUUCUGAACAUGGGAUAUUUCGAGAAUACGAUUCAAGCACAAUUAUCGGCGGGGAGUCCAUUGGGGACGUGGGUGAACACGUUCAUGUCCGGCGUCUUCAAGCAGAUCGUCACCAUGGUGGGAGACGCCGAGGAACCCGGGCUGUCGCUGCACGAUCCAUUGACCAUCUGGUACAUGCUCACGGGUUCGAGCCCGGAAUGGAAGUUCGCAGCUGGUGCGCCGGAGGAUAUCCGCGUCGAGACGACAGGGCAGUGGACCCACGGCAUGCACGUAGUGGACCGUCGAGGACGAGUGCGUGCCGACGGGGUAGCCAGGGAAGAGAUUCCCGGUGACGACCACGGCUGGCUCAGCUCCAAGAGGGGAAAUAGGAUUGAUAGAUUGGUCAGCAGUCCUGGUUACGAUGCAUUCGCGCCAUACCUAAUGGCGCGUUUGUUCGAGUAG
Xylaria bambusicola is the source of this 1266-nucleotide messenger RNA. RefSeq names its product Inosine/uridine-preferring nucleoside hydrolase domain-containing protein. The transcript is spliced from 4 exons. Gene Ontology annotation, biological process: purine nucleoside catabolic process. The record is from RefSeq and is a predicted model, not a curated record. Lineage: Eukaryota; Fungi; Ascomycota; Sordariomycetes; Xylariales; Xylariaceae. Gene Ontology annotation, molecular function: purine nucleosidase activity. Bases 1 to 1266 code for a protein of 421 amino acids. Gene Ontology annotation, cellular component: cytosol.